Molecule: messenger RNA, 4892 nt
Organism: Oncorhynchus masou masou (cherry salmon)
Lineage: Eukaryota; Metazoa; Chordata; Actinopteri; Salmoniformes; Salmonidae
Product: tyrosine-protein kinase Yes-like
Exons: 13
Coding region: 1207-2844 (545 amino acids)
Biological process (GO): protein phosphorylation; cell differentiation; innate immune response
Cellular component (GO): extrinsic component of cytoplasmic side of plasma membrane
Molecular function (GO): signaling receptor binding; non-membrane spanning protein tyrosine kinase activity; ATP binding
Source: RefSeq, a predicted model, not a curated record
UGUAGUGGGGGUGGAUGCGGGCUGGCGUAAGUUUAGAGGUAGGAAGUGUAUCUACAGGAACUGGGUUACUUUUGCCGACUUCUUUUGUCAUCAUGUCGCUGGACAGAUUCCGCUGGGGUUUUAUGCAUUGAAUUUAUGUCUGUCAGCCCCUUUUAAUAAUUUAUUUUCUUCAACAUUCGUCUUGCUUUGAUUUAAAUUCCUUUUUUUUUCAUUCACCGAGCACAAAAACGAUUGAGAAAGGCUGAUGAUUUGUUGCAGGGAGUCGGGAUGGGGGCGACUGUGAUUUCCAUGUUGGAAUACUAGCUGAUUUUGCGUCGAACCCAGAAAUACAUUGGAAAUACAAACACAGGCGCAUGUGGCACAAGAGCGUGGAUUUCUAAAAGCUGGCCGAGGAUGUUUGCGACGGCCUGGGAUGAUGACUUUUCUGCCAACAAAAACUCUGCACAGAUGAACAUGCUCUGCGUGGUACUUCACUGCCCCAAACCAGCUAUUCCAUCUGGAGCUCACUGCUUCAGGAGGAGCCUUGUUCUGCACAAACCCCUUCAUAAUGAGGAAGCUCACCCAUCUCUUUCUGGCAGGGUUCCUGAAGAAGACAGAUCUCAUCCAUGUCACAAGUGAUGCAACUUCAGAGAAGUAUUUUAAGUGCUGCCAGGUCUCACCCACCAGAUUAAAUGACAUGGCAGAGACAGGUUACAUGUACACUUGGGCAUCACUCCUUUCAGAACCUCCUUGUAUGCCUUCUGGCAGUAGGAGGCAUUAUCUGUGUCCACUGCCCAGGCGUCAUUCAGGUUCAGAUCAUUGCUGUGGAGGGAGGCUAGUAUAGCUUGGGAAAACUUUGAGUAGAUGCAUCUGUCCAUGAAAAUUACAUCCACCAGAAAGUACUGGUUUUCAACACCUUGUGUUUUAACCUAAAAUAAUAUUGUGACAAAGCAAGUGUUAUUAAAAUGUCAAGUGUAAACACAAUAUAGAUACAGCGAUAGUUAGCUAGAUGGAGAGGCAGUGUUCAAUUCACAUUGCAGAAUGUAAAUGUAGGCUAUUGCAACGGUAUAUUAAUAGGCUGUUAAGUUAACUCACCAAUGACGAUGUUUAGAAUGCUGGAAUCCCUUGCACCUGUUGUCUCGUCAACAGCCACCGGAAACUUAUUCCCACGGAUCUUCUGUAGAACGGCAGUCACGUGUUGGUCGAACACACCGGGCAGACGUGACCAUGGGCUGCAUCAAGAGUAAAGAAGACAAGGGUCCCACCAUGAAGUACCGGCCGGACAAUGCUUCGGCCUCGGACGUCAUCGCCCCCCACGUGGGCCCCUACGGGCCCGACCCCACCCAGCUGCAGCAGAACCAGCCACCUUCCUCUGGACCCGCCACAGGCUUCAACCCCCACGCUAUCACCCCCUUCGGAGGAGCCUCCAUCAUGACCCCCUUCGGAGGGGCAUCCACCUCCUUCUCCGGUGCUCUCCCCGGUGCAUUCCCCGGUGCCGUAUCAGGUGGGGUUACAUUCUUCGUGGCCUUGUACGACUAUGAAGCCAGAACUUCAGACGACCUGACGUUCAAAAAAGGGGACCGCUUCCAGAUCAUCAAUAACACAGAAGGGGACUGGUGGGAGGCGCGCUCCAUCAACACAGGGAAGAAAGGAUACAUUCCCAGUAACUAUGUGGCUCCAGCUGACUCCAUCCAGGCUGAAGAGUGGUACUUUGGUAAAAUGGGCCGUAAAGAUGCCGAGCGGCUGCUGUUGAAUCCAGGCAACAACCGAGGCACCUUCCUGGUGCGAGAAAGUGAAACCACUAAAGGUGCCUACUCCCUGUCCAUACGAGACUGGGACGAUGCCAAAGGCGACAAUGUGAAACACUACAAGAUCCGCAAACUUGACAACGGGGGUUACUACAUCACCACACGCGCCCAGUUUGACACACUGCAGAAACUGGUCAAACACUACACAGAGCAUGCAGACGGGCUGUGCCACCGGCUGACCACGGUGUGCCCCACGGUGAAGCCCCAGACUCAGGGCCUGGCCAAGGAUGCCUGGGAGAUCCCCCGGGACUCCCUCCGCCUGGAGCUCAAACUGGGCCAGGGCUGCUUCGGAGAGGUCUGGAUGGGCACGUGGAACGGCACCACCAAGGUGGCAAUUAAGACCCUGAAGCCAGGCACCAUGUCCCCCGAGGCCUUCCUCCAGGAGGCCCAGAUCAUGAAGAAGCUGAGGCACGACAAGCUGGUGCCCCUCUACGCCGUGGUGUCUGAGGAACCCAUCUACAUCGUCACUGAGUACAUGGCCAAAGGAAGUUUGCUGGAUUUCCUGAAGGAGGGAGAUGGUAAAUUCCUCAAGCUUCCCUUGCUGGUGGAUAUGGCCGCACAGAUCGCUGACGGUAUGGCUUUCAUCGAGAGGAUGAACUACAUUCACAGGGACCUCCGUGCCGCUAACAUCCUGGUCGCGGACAACUUGGUGUGCAAGAUCGCCGACUUCGGUCUGGCCAGGCUGAUAGAGGACAACGAGUACACAGCUAGGCAAGGGGCCAAGUUCCCCAUCAAGUGGACGGCUCCUGAAGCUGCUCUGUACGGCCGCUUCACCAUCAAGUCAGAUGGCUGGUCGUUCGGCAUCUUACUCACCGAACUGGUGACCAAGGGCAGGGUGCCCUACCCAGGCAUGGUGAACAGGGAGGUCCUGGAGCAGGUGGAGCGGGGGUACCGUAUGCCCUGCCCCCAGGGUUGUCCCGACUCCCUCCACGAGAUGAUGAAGCUGUGCUGGAAGAAGGACCCCGAUGAGAGGCCCACCUUCGAGUACAUCCAGUCCUUCCUGGAGGACUACUUCACAGCCACGGAGCCACAGUACCAGCCCGGGGAUAACCUAUAGUCAGGCCUGGCCGCAGCGCAGCCCUGGACCCCUUCACCGUGCAAAGUAUCCCUCCACCCAGGAGGAACAGACUUUGAUACUGACGCAUGGAGAUUAAAUGCUAUGAAUAAUGUGCUUCAGAAAAGGCAACUGGAAGCUUGGUUAUCGAGUUGCACAAACCACUGCUAUCCCUGAUGAUAAAAAUAAAUAUGCUUUUUUUUUUUUUACACUAAUUUUUACUGAUCAUUUUGUCUUUUUUAUUUCAGGUACUACAGGUCUUAGUUUGUAUGACUUUACUCCUUUUGUUCCUUUGUUUUUUUAAUUCCUCAAUUUCCCACAUGGUUAUAAUGAUCAUGUUCUUUUUCGAAGUGACCAAUCAUUCUGUUGCGUUGUUUCUAAAAUCUUUGUUGAACUGUGAAAAUGCCACAUGAGAGAGAUGGGUAGGUGCCCUUGGAAUAAGAGCUCUUCAAAAUGGUGGAUGAGAGAGAAGGAUGUGCUGUAAGCGAUGAAAAUAUUGUCAAGUACUGUGGGAAUAUUUCAGUUAGGAUAAUUCAGUUCUGUGUUCAGUACAUUUCAUCAGUUCAACUGGAAAAUGUUUUUUCUCCUCCUGUGUUUUUCUGAACGAUUGACUUGAGUGACGCGGAUCAGGGACAGCUGCGUGGGUCCAUCUAGUCUGCUCAUUUUCUAUUUUAUUUGUUGAUUUUAUUCUAUGUAACUGUAAGAAUAAUUCAUAUCAUGGACAUGGUUCUAGGUUCAUGUGAAGCCUUCCCUUCGAGUCCUUCAGUUGGACAUUUUUACAACACUAAGGCCAUCAUGUUAUGUGUCCCUGACAGACCAUUGCUAUUCCAAGUUAAAUCGCCUCUUUAAAGAUCACUACAGAGUAUUUUCUGCAUAUGUAGUUGUAAGAUGAAGUUGCCCCUAAACACUGAUCUUGGUUCAAUUUAGCAUUUCCCCUACUAAUUGUUAUGGAAAGGGAAGCUGAUCUUAGAUCUGUACCUAGGGGAAACUUCACCCCAGAGCAAUAUAUCACUGUGAGAUGGGAGAAUAUUCAGCUCUCCUUGCUAAGCCCACAGCUCACUAAGCUACAUGCCAAUGUGUCUCGUCUCUGCACAUAUCAUAGCACUACACAAAAACAAACUAAAUAUUCACCCUCUUAGUUCCAGAUUUGAAUUUGUUGAUACAACCACCUGAUUUGGCCAUGACAUGCCAGAAAUUGGUUCUACACACCUAUGUUAUAGAGGACUUGGCCUUCUCUUUCACAUACAUGGAGAAGUCCUUCAACAAACGUUAUCUUUUGGAUUGUAUACUUGACUCAUCCUCACGUGUUUCAUUUUCAGAUCUAAAUUUUUUUUUUUUUUUAAGUAACAAAUUUGCCUUUAUGGGAAUAUAUUGCCAAAGCACCUGAACUGUUUUAUGUUGUCUACAUGUGAUUUUAUUUUGUGAAUGGAUUUAAUUCAGUCUACUGUUUCAGCCUAGAUACAAAGAGAAUGAGUUUUUAUUUACAUUUUCGUUUUUAUUACGUAGCCAUAACCAGUGAGCAGUCAGUUAUUUUAAGACUGCAACAGGAGGAAGCUCAAAGGUCUUUUUAAUGUGUCAUGUCACAUCAACAGUUGUCAUUUUACUCCUUUGUUUUUCUUUAAACUCAUCAAUUCAGUGAUGCAUUUGAUUAUGCAUACUUGCAUAGAUGGGCAGAACACACAUGGUCAGCUGAGGUUUUUAAAGAAGGGCUUUGUACAAAGUUGUGAAAUCCUAAUUUUAUAAAUAAAUAAAAAAAGGACAGCAAAGACUAGAAUGCAAGUCAUAAAGUUGGUGGAAAGAUAAAUAUGAUUUAGAUACUAAUCUGUGGAAUUUGUAAUUAAACAUUACAAAAAUUAAACAUUUCAGAUUUUAAUGUGUGCUAUUUGUUGAACUCGUUAGAUUCAUCAGUUUCAUACAGACAGACAGUUGAUAUCACGUUUUUUUAAGACCGCUAAGACGAGAAUGCAAGUUAUGAGGUUGGUGGAGAAAUAAUUAUGGAUGCUUAUUUGUGGAAUUUGUACAGUUGGAAAAUUAAACAUGUCGGAUUUGAA